CUGCCUCGUUGCGCAUCAUCUCGGCUGCGAUGGGUCGCCACUUGCGUUCUCGCUUAUCGAUGUAGAGAUCGAUUCUGAAUUCCGAUGAUUUGCUGGACAGGUUGUUUGAAGUUUUGAGGUUGUGGGUACCGCGUAGAUUCCUCAACAAUGCAGGCGCGCUUUGUUUGUGGUUCGAUGAGCUGAUCGCUGACUUUCUGAUGGUACAGCCUGAUAUCUUGGUUUGAGAAGGCAGCGCUCCGCAAUGGCCAUCAAUCUAUAUGGGACGUACUACUCCAACGCUUGUGCCACGGCGAUCGUCGUGUUGCUUGAGAAGGAGGUAGAAUUUGAGCUCGUCAGCACUAGCGUCUUGCACGGAGAGCACAAGACGCCCAAGUACAUGGCCUUGCAGCCAUUCGGACUGGUCCCGUUUCUGCAAGAUGGUGACUUCAAGUUGUUUGGUACGACCUCCUGCUGCACUGUACCAUUAUAUUUCUAUUAUCUCUUUCCUUCUACUAAUAGUAGCAAUGAAUUCUUGACGCCUCAGCAAAGUGUGCGUUUCCGAAAUCGAUCGGUGGCGUUUGUGUUGGACUAGAAACUCCAAUCUUGAACGCUCUCGUCAAGUUUGUGGAAACAUUCUAUCCGACGAAGUGUAAUCGCGUGUGCAGAGUCGAGAGCCAUAAUGCGGUACAUCGCCGAUAAGUACGACCCUUCUUGUUUCAUUGAAUCAACCAUUUGGUUAUUCCAAUUUUUCUCUUAUAAAUAGAUUUUAGAGUUCUCUGCAUAAAAUGUUCACUUUGAAUGAAGUUUUAAAUUUUGACACUAAUGUGUGCAUAUAUAGAUACACACACACAUAAAGAAUAAAAAU
Molecule: messenger RNA, 844 nt
Organism: Physcomitrium patens
Lineage: Eukaryota; Viridiplantae; Streptophyta; Bryopsida; Funariales; Funariaceae
Product: glutathione S-transferase F9
Biological process (GO): glutathione metabolic process
Cellular component (GO): cytoplasm
Molecular function (GO): glutathione binding; glutathione transferase activity
Source: RefSeq, a predicted model, not a curated record